AAGCUCUGAGUCAGAGUAAUAAUGGUCUAUGCCCUAAGGUACAGUGCGCCCUGGGCUAGCCAAGGACAUCUCAAGCCACAUCACCCUGGAAAGGUCCCCUGCCCUUGUUCCCAGAGUGUUUCUGUGUUACGAUAAACACUUCCUUUGGUGCAACAAACCUGUUCAGACCAGCCUGCGUGUCAGUAUCUGACUCAGUGCAUGUAACCAGUGAGGAGCCCACCUCCCUGUUUAGGCUCCACAUAGGAAGAGGCCACGCAUGGAAAUGGACUUCACACAUUCUGGAGGAAACUCAGCAUAGCGCCAGUGAAUGACAGACUCGGUGCUGCGAUCUCAACCCUCAGUUCCAGGGUCCAGAGACGAGGCCAGGGCCAUUCAUUUAACUGAGGAACCUACUCUCAGAGACAACAGACGUGUAUCGCGUCCCCGGGCUCCUGCGCACCCACUCGCGACCACGACCACCUCAGGAAUCUCCCGCACCUCCUCGGGGUGCAGAGUCGGCAGAGUGGUGGACUCAGGCCCGCCCGCGGCUCCGAGGACCUGAGACUGCCCCAGCCAGCCCGACCCCACGGUACGCGGGGAGCCCGACUUCCAGGGGGCCGGGGCGGCCCGGUGACUCAGUCCGCCUGUUGUCCGCGUUUUCGGGGCUGGCUGAGCCCGCCGAGCACCCGUCCUUGCGGUUCCCGAGCCGCGUUCCCCUUCCGUGCACAAACAGCAAAUUUGACGCCUGCGCAGUCUCCUCUCGCGAUGUUCGGAGGCCGGACCCGCCCCGUUUCCCCGGGAGACGCGUCACUGGUUGCCAUAGAAACCACGCAGUUUCAAGUUGUGGGAGAGCCGGACGCUCCCUCUGGGGUUGAGAAGCUCGCGUCCAGCUAGAGUGUUAGUUCUUUGAGGCUCUGAGGUCUUGAGGAAUUUCGAAUGGCCAAGCUACUACAAGCUCUUCCCAAGUUCCUGCCCUUGGAUUGGUACAUUGCUAACAAGAACCAGUACCACAGAGCAGAGGCCCAAAAGUCCAGAUCCGAACGCCUUGUAGCAGAAAGCCAGAGGCUUGUGGAUGAGGUCGACAAGAGAACAAGGAAAUCCCAAAGUGACGUGAACAAGAAACUUGAGCAGAGGCUUGAGGAAGUCAGGUUCUGGAAGAAGGAAUUAGAUGACAAGCUUGAGCAACUUGUGCAUGAAACCGAAGACCUGCUCUCAUACAAAAGCCGACUGGAAAAAGCCCUGGAGACUUUCAAUGAACCCUUGCAUAUCACCGAGAGGUGCCUGGCCUACAGGGAGAAGCGUGUGGGGAUCGACCUGGUGCACGAUGUGGUGGAACAGGAGCUACUGAAGGAGGCUGAGAUUAUUCGGGGCAUCGUGGCUCUGCUGACCCGAACACUGGAGGAGACAUCAGAGCAAAUCAGGCUGAACCGCUCGGCCAAGUACAGUCUCGAAAAGGACUUGAGGGACAAGUUCACGGCCAUCACCAUUGAUGACGUCUGUUUCUCACUCAACAACAACUCACCAAACAUCAGAUAUUCUGAGAACGUUGUGAGGAUUGAGCCCAACUCCGUGAGUCUGGAGGACUGGCUGGACUUCUCCAACAUGAACGUGCAGAAGGCUGACAAGCAGCGGAACAACUCCCUGACGCUGAAGGCCCUCGUGGAUCAGAUCCUGUCGCAGACGGCCAGUGACCUGAGAAGGCAGUGUGAUAUAGUGGACACAGCUUUCCAGAAUGGGCUCAGGGAGACCAAGGAUGCCAAGGAGAAGCUGGCUGCUCAUCUGGCCAAGGUCAUGGAAGAGAUUGCUUCCCAGGAGAAAAAUAUUGCCAUUCUCGAAAAAGCUAUCCUUGACCAAGAAGGACCUGCCAAGUUGGCUCACACGCGCCUGGAGACCAGGGCUCAGCGGCCCAAUGUGGAGCUGUGCCGCGAUGUUGCUCAGUAUCGGCUCAUCAAAGAGGUUCAUGAGAUCAAUCACAACGUGGCAAGAUUGAAGGAAACCCUGGCCCAAGCUCAGGUGGAGCUGAAAGGGCUGAAUCGCAGACAGCUCGCCCUGCAGGAGGAGAUCCAGGUCAAAGAGAACACCAUCUAUAUCGACGAAGUGCUCUGCAUGCAGAUGCGCAAGUCCAUCCCGCCGCGGGCUGUGGAGGACCACGGGGAAGCGCUUGGGGGCCUCCGCCCUGAGGCCGUGUGCUGAGCGCGCGGGCUGGUCACAUGUGUAUUAAACCACUGAACAAA
Messenger RNA from Cavia porcellus (domestic guinea pig), 2213 nucleotides. RefSeq names its product tektin 1 (gene Tekt1). Gene Ontology annotation, biological process: cilium assembly; cilium movement involved in cell motility. NCBI's taxonomy places the organism in Eukaryota, Metazoa, Chordata, Mammalia, Rodentia, Caviidae. The transcript has 11 exons. The record is from RefSeq and is a predicted model, not a curated record. The coding region runs from base 916 to 2172 and encodes 418 amino acids. Gene Ontology annotation, cellular component: nucleus; microtubule cytoskeleton.